AUGAUACCGCCGACUGUAGAAGCCUCUUUGAGGUCCCCGUUUACCAAAUCAUACUUUUCACCUGUUCCAGCAGCGCUUUUGGAACAGAAUGAUUCGCCAGUGAUAAUGGGUAUCGACGAAGCAGGUAGAGGACCCGUGAUGGGACCUAUGGUCUACGCCGUGGCGUAUUCUACAAGAGAGUACCAGGACGAAAUCGUAAUUCCCAACUACGAGUUUGAUGACUCUAAAAAACUUACAGAUCCCGUCAGGAGAAAGCUGUUUGCCAAGAUGUAUGAAGACAACGAAGAACUAACUCAGAUCGGCUACGCGACCACGUGCAUCACCCCAUUGGACAUUUCUCGAGGAAUGAGCAAGUUCCCACCAACAAGAAACUACAACUUGAACGAGCAGGCACACGACGUGACAAUGGCCCUCAUCGACGGCGUGACGAAGCAGAACGUUAAGCUAGAUCACGUGUACGUGGACACCGUCGGACCACCAACGUCCUACCAGAAGAAACUAGAGCAGCGAUUCCCAGACAUCAAGUUCACAGUCGCCAAGAAAGCAGAUUCCCUAUACUGCAUGGUCAGUGUGGCGAGUGUCGUGGCGAAAGUGACCAGAGACAUACUCGUUGAAUCCCUCAAGAGGGACCCCGAUGAGGUCAUAGGUUCUGGAUACCCCUCCGACCCGAAGACAGUGGCAUGGCUGAAGCGAAACCAGACAAGUCUUAUGGGAUGGACCACUGACAUGGUGAGGUUUUCGUGGCAGACGUGCCAGACCCUCUUGGACGACCCUACUAGACACAGCGUCAUUAUCAAGUGGGAAGAACAAUACAUGGACAGCAGGAAGAACGCCGCGCAAAAGACCAGACAGUUGCAGCUCCAGAUGGUUGCCAAGUCCGCCAGGAGAAAGAGGCUCAGAACUCUGGACAACUGGUACCAGUAA
Molecule: messenger RNA, 924 nt
Organism: Saccharomyces kudriavzevii IFO 1802
Lineage: Eukaryota; Fungi; Ascomycota; Saccharomycetes; Saccharomycetales; Saccharomycetaceae
Gene: RNH201
Product: ribonuclease H2 catalytic subunit RNH201
Exons: 1
Coding region: 1-924 (307 amino acids)
Biological process (GO): DNA replication, removal of RNA primer; mismatch repair
Cellular component (GO): ribonuclease H2 complex
Molecular function (GO): RNA binding; RNA-DNA hybrid ribonuclease activity
Source: RefSeq, a predicted model, not a curated record